This is a messenger RNA of Ruditapes philippinarum (Manila clam), 1108 nucleotides long. RefSeq lists its product as uncharacterized. The transcript has 2 exons. The coding region runs from base 98 to 949 and encodes 283 amino acids. Gene Ontology annotation, molecular function: protein binding. Lineage: Eukaryota; Metazoa; Mollusca; Bivalvia; Venerida; Veneridae. The record is from RefSeq and is a predicted model, not a curated record.
UGUAAAGUACAUUUACAUUCUCUCUACUCUAUAUCUGAUAUUUAUUUUAUAUAUUGUCGCCAUAUUCACAUGUGGUUUUAAACAAAAUCUAUUAAGAAUGGAUAUCAUGAAGAUUUUAGCUUUGCUGUUGUUUUAUUGUCACUGCAUUAAAAUGGAAGAUCACCAAGAGGAUCUUGAAGAUCGGAUACUUAAGGUUCAACGGCGAAUAAAUGCACUGAAAGAGGAUUUACAGGCUAUAGAGUCAAACGCUGAAAUGACAGAGACUGACUUAGAAGAAAACAAAAACUCUCUCGAGCAGAUGUUUUAUAACUUAAACAAAAUAUUUGAUGGGAACAAGUUGCAAGAUAUUAAAGAUAGAUUUAGUAAGCAUUAUUUGAAAAGAGAGCGAAGAAAGCUUUUUAAACUGCUUCAAGAGCCAAAAGAAAAUGAAGCUGGAGAACAAGAAGAUAACAAAAAGCAACAAGACCAAAAGGAUUCAAUGGAUCAAAUGACUGAAGAUGUUGAUCAGGAUUUAAAUACAACUUUGGAAUUUGAAGAUUUUGGCGUUGUGUUUAGAGCGUCUAAGUUAACAAAGACAACUUUCGGAGAAGACACGGAAAACACGCAAAAGGAAACCAUCAUCUUCUCCAACAUAGAAUACAAUGUUGGUGAAGGCUACAACUCAACUACAGGGUUAUUCACAACGCCGAGGAAAGGCACAUAUCUGUUCACUGUCCAGUUUUAUGUCAAGUAUCAUUACCGCAUUGAGGCUGGGAUAUUUGUAAACGGUGAAAAUACCAUAGCAAUUACAUCUCUGUCUCCUGGAAAUAACGCAUGCUACAAUUUUGAAGGAAUAACAAACCUGGAAAAGGGAGAUGUGGUACAAGUAACGCAUUUGUACUCUAAAGGUGAUCGUGGAUUGGAUAAUGAGUUAAACUCAAACUUCUUUUCAGGUGCAAUGAUAAGAUAACUGUAGAUUCAUCUCAAACAUUAUGAAAUAUUUGUGCCUGAAAUAUGACAUUAAAUAUAACCUUUGCCUGCAUAUAUUGAGUGUCAUGCUCUUUGUACUUUAUCUAUAUAUAUAUUCUAAUUUAGUAAUGUUGUAACAAAAUAAAUUUAUAUCAUUUGA